Molecule: messenger RNA, 1023 nt
Organism: Manacus vitellinus (golden-collared manakin)
Lineage: Eukaryota; Metazoa; Chordata; Aves; Passeriformes; Pipridae
Gene: CALHM6
Product: calcium homeostasis modulator family member 6
Exons: 2
Coding region: 73-1023 (316 amino acids)
Molecular function (GO): monoatomic cation channel activity
Source: RefSeq, a predicted model, not a curated record
CAGGACAUUCAAUUCUCUCUCAUCCUUUUCUGAUGGAGAUUUUGCUCUCAUCAAAGUAAGAGGAGGGAGAAAAUGGAUAGAUUACGUGGGGCACUGGAUUUCUGCAUCCGCCACCAAACUGUUCUGGGUUACAGCACUGUGUCCCUGCUGACAGCUGCCAGUGAGCACAUCUUCUCUUCUGUGGUGUUCAAGUGUCCCUGCAAUUCUGGGAACAUGCUGUAUGGCUCUGUCUUCCUCAUGGUGCCUGCCUUCAUCCUCUUGCUGCUCGGCUACAUGGUGAAUGCCAGGACAUGGCGCCUGUUGACAGGCACCUGCCCUCCGGAGAAGUGCCAUGACUGCAGCCCCAGGGGAACCUGUGCCCGCUACUGCCAGGUGUUGGUGCCAGUGACAGCCAGAGCCUUGGUGGCUCCACUCACCUGGAUAGCCGUGGCCCUGCUCAACGCCAACUUCUACACAUGUGCAGCCAGCGGGAACAGCCUGAUAAAGGAUCUCAUCUGUAAAGAUCAAGGACAAGAGUGCCAAAACCUGCUGUUCAAAAUACCCUGUGAUGAGAAGUUAUCAACAAAUAUAUCAAGUGAACUUCUUAGCCUUCAGGCACAGUCCCAGCUGAUAGGGUGGUUCCUGAUAGCCAUCAUCACGACUGUGGCACUGAUUUCAACAUGUGUCAGCCGCUGUUGCUCCCCGGUCAGCUAUCUUCAGCUCAAGUUCUGGAAAAUUUACUCAAAAGAAGAACAGAAACUCUUUGAGAUCAAAGCCAAGGAGCAUGCAACCAAGCUGGCAGAAAGAAAUACAAAUUGCUUUUUUGAAGGCACUGACCCAGCACCAUUUCAUACUCCCAACAAUGAAGACUGGAAGAAGAUUUCAUUCUUGUAUACAUUCAAUCCACAAGAGCAGUAUUACAGCAUGAUACACAAGUAUGUGAACACAAACAGAGGCAACAGCGCCAGCUUUGAGGAAGGCGGUCAAAAUCUCACUGUUUUAGGAUUUGUUGAUGAAACAGAUGCAAUUGAUUCAGGGUUUUAG